AUGAACUGUAUGAUACAGAGCUCGCUUCUACCCAUGCUCUCAACAUUGCUCCUGCCUGGCAGGGUUCGCGGCCACCAGGCCCACCCUCGCAACAAGUUUUCCCGAGACGAGAAAUCGUAUAUGGAAUCUUCACAGAAGAGAAAAGAAACACAAGAGCGAGUCCCGUCUGGGAGGGAGCUGCGCUGCGAGGUUUUACUGAACUACGGUUCUUCUUGCUUUAUGGAAGGCUGCGGCUACUACGUAUCUUCAAAUCUAAACUUUUUUGUCUUUGCCGAAAUGAGCGAAUCUCUGUCUUUCUUCUCUCUUGAUAGUUGGCUGGAGCAUUGUAGUCAGACAAAACCAGAUCACUGCUUCCGAUUUGUCAGUGAAUAUGUGUUGUUAGAUGUCAUCUCUUUCUUAUACAAUAUUGUAUCCCCAGUCUACUUGACGUGA
This is a messenger RNA of Colletotrichum costaricense, 432 nucleotides long. RefSeq lists its product as uncharacterized. The record is from RefSeq and is a predicted model, not a curated record. NCBI's taxonomy places the organism in Eukaryota, Fungi, Ascomycota, Sordariomycetes, Glomerellales, Glomerellaceae. The transcript is spliced from 2 exons. The coding region runs from base 1 to 432 and encodes 143 amino acids.